ACAGUGGAGGUGCUGCUGCUGAGAAUAUUGUAAUAGACCUGACAGGUCCUGAUGUGGGCUGAUCAUUAGCAGAUCCAAAAACUUUGUCCACCACAAUUAAAUUAGAAUUAAAGAGAGCAGCGAAAAGAUCAAACCAGUAAGGACGCGUGCUUUCCAGAGGCUGUUCUCUUGAUGCUUCCAAUUAAAACGCAUCCGAGCGUGAGGGACUAUCCGUGCUCUUGUUUCAACCAUGACAUUAGAUUUUUCGUCCUUCUCCAUCAAAGCCAUCCUCAGCGGACGUAACUCUCGGGGAACGCUCGGGACCGGGAGCGCAGAGGAGCAGUGCGGAGCAAAGCGCAACAUCUGCAGCGCGCAAAAUGGCACCAGAGUCCCAGAUCUGUGUCGCCAAGACGCUGAGGAGAGCCGCAUCCUGCCGGGGAGACUUCCUCCUGAACUCAGGCUGCCUCCUGGAAACCUCCGAGCUGAGACCGACAGGGAAGAGACCACGGGAGAGGAAAGUGAGCUCACAGAAGGCUUUACGCGCCAGCAGCCCUGCUCCGUGGACCCGGAGGAGCGGUGCAGUGAAGAGGCGGAGGCAGAAGAGGAGGGAUGUCACCACAGCGAGGCGAUGGUCAGCAGUUCAUCCGACGAGCGGCAGUGCCGGCCCGGCACAAAGAAGCGCUCCAGGGCGGCCUUCUCUCACGCACAGGUUUUCGAGCUCGAGCGGCGAUUCAACGCGCAGCGGUACCUCUCCGGUCCCGAGCGGGGCGACCUGGCUUCGGCUCUGAGACUCACUGAGACCCAGGUGAAAAUCUGGUUCCAGAACCGGAGAUAUAAAACCAAACGGCGCCAGAUGGCGGCCGAACUGGCGGCGUGCAGCUCACCAAAGAAUGUGGCUGUGAAAGUGCUGAUGAGGCACAAUCUUAACCAGUACCACCAUGUGAAUGGAGUACACAUCCCAGUGACUGUGCCACUGUACCAGGCCCACCAGUACUACCCCUACCUGCAGUACUACAGCCAGCCCUGGAGCAUGAACAGCUUGUCCUGUAGGGGGAUGAUGAUCUGAGACUUGCUCUUUACUUGGACUUCAACAUGCAUCGCUUCAAAUCUAAGACUUCUGACUUUUUAGUAGCUGUGGGCAGCUUUUCUUCAGUUAAUACAGGGUGCAACACUUGGGAGGUUUUUGAUCAAAUAAUAUUUUUCUUCAAACUUUUUUUCUCCCGAAAUAUAAAUGAUUUUCAAUCAUGAUUAAUGUUUGUCUUAUACCUCUAUGUAACCAUGUUCUUUUAAAGCAAAACAUAACCAGAUAUUCGUCAAGCAUUCAGGAUUUAUAGAAUGUUUCUCUUUAAAGUCUAGAGAUACUGAGAGAGACCAAACGUUUUUAUAAUCUGGACAUUAUAAACAUAGCUCGUAUGGCAGACUUUACCCUGCUGGGAACAAGCCAUGUUCCAAAGCUAUUUUGAAACUGUCAAUUAGAUUAUAUCUGCAUGAGGAAAUCUCUGAAUUUUACACCAAGAUUUAAGUGUUUUCAUGAGUUUUAAAAGUUCCAACUUUCUUUCUGUCUGAUCUGGUGGGGGUGUCAGAAAGGCAAAGACCAGGCUUCAUAGGUCUUUCUGUUAAUAAGUGUAGGGCAGCCAGACAUUGCUGGAAGACUAGAGUUUUGAUCACCUCACAAUCAUGGCAGCAUUCCCCCAAAAAUGCUUUAAAUAAAAUACAAACUAUAAAAGAUUGAACUCCGAGAAGAAGAGGGGAUAAUUAUUAAAAUCUAAAUUAUAUCAUACAGUUAAAAUGCACUUGACCAAAUUCAUGCUUGAAUUCGGCAGCACAAUUAAUCUAAAUAGUAAUAUAAUACAGUUGAAAUGCUAUUUCAAUUAUUCAGAAAGUUCAUCAGUAAAUACAGUGAAUCAGGUCACGUUUAAAUCAGCUAUUAAAGUCGCCUCCUGACUUCAUGAGCCCAUCUGACGAUCUGUAAGUUGCUCUUUCCCUCUCCUCCAUCACUGUCACAGACCAUUUUAAGAGACCAGGCCGAGCAGAAAGGAAUCCUGAAUUUAUACAAACCCAACAGGGGAAAGCAGCCUCUCUGGAAGUGUGAGAAGUCUGACGAGGACGGUGACAUUUUUAGUAGGUAUCCAUGUUAUUUAUGGGACGUCUUUAUUGAUCAUUAGUGUCAACGCAACACCUGUGAGAACACACUCUUUACAGGAGGUUUAUGACCAUUCUGGAGAGACGGUGUGUCUAUGUAUUCUUUUCCACACAAUGCUAAAGCAACAGAUUAAGCAGCAACAGGUUGUGCAGAGACAGCAUGAAAAAAUAACUCACUGUGCGCUCUUUCAAAAUGUGUGUGGGUGCAAAGGGACACGUCAUACCAACACUUGCAUGCAAAGAAAAGCACACAACAGCAAACUGAUUUUGGCAUUUACUGGUUUUAUUAGAAAACAAAUUGGCUCCUCCAAAUGAUAUUUAGAAGCAGAACAUUUGUUAUUGUAAAAAAAAAAGAAAAAAAGGAGUGUUUUAUGUGUGUCCUGCAUAGGCCUGUGUGCUGCAUGACUCAUAGAGGGCCAAUAGACCGUGGAGAUGUUGCACCAUGAGUCCAGGGCUGCGCAAGACAGCACACAUUAAUCAUGCCGUGCUGAAAAGACUGCACCCUCAUCCCAAAGUGAUACAAUCAAUAGCGCCACUUGCUGUGAAAAUAAAAACAUUAACGUGA
This is a messenger RNA of Pleuronectes platessa (European plaice), 2686 nucleotides long. It is a transcript of the gene nkx3.3, whose product is annotated as NK3 homeobox 3. Gene Ontology annotation, molecular function: RNA polymerase II cis-regulatory region sequence-specific DNA binding; DNA-binding transcription factor activity, RNA polymerase II-specific. Bases 230 to 1045 code for a protein of 271 amino acids. Gene Ontology annotation, cellular component: nucleus. Gene Ontology annotation, biological process: regulation of transcription by RNA polymerase II; cell differentiation. Lineage: Eukaryota; Metazoa; Chordata; Actinopteri; Pleuronectiformes; Pleuronectidae. The record is from RefSeq and is a predicted model, not a curated record. The transcript has 2 exons.